AGUAGCAGCCCUCUCCGCGGUCCGCCUCCCUUCAGCAGUCAGACCGAACUGACAGGACGCUCGCAGCACCGUACAACCCGUAUCACCAGCGGUUGGAAGCCGCACUGACUGCUCGGCGUCGUCGAGAGGUGACCUAGACAACCCGGGUAAGGCGUCGAAUAAGAACCACUGCACGCAAAGUACGGUGUCCCACAAGGCCAAUCUAUACGUCAUUAAUCCACGCAUCACGGAAUCCGAGCUAUUGGUCGGACCCAGCCCUCAUCGCAGCACCACCACCAGCAGCUUGGAGAACAGAUCUUCUGCCCAGCAGCAGCAGAAUGGCGGACCGGGAGCAGCUGAUCCAGAGAGCCCGUCUUGCCGAGCAGGCGGAGCGCUACGACGACAUGGCCGCAGCGAUGAAGCAGGUCACAGAGCUGAAUGAGCCUCUGAGUAAUGACGACAGGAACCUUCUGUCCGUGGCCUACAAGAACGUGGUGGGCGCGCGGCGCUCGUCCUGGCGUGUCACCUCCAGCAUCGAACAGCGGGCCGUUACCGACGGCAACGAGAAGAAGCUGGAACUGGUGCGGGCCUACCGGGAGACGAUCGAGAAGGAGCUGGAUUCCCGGUGCCAGGAAGUGCUCUCCCUGCUCGACGAGUACCUGAUUAAGAGCUGCGGAGAAGACCAGCUGGAGAGCAAGGUGUUCUACCUGAAAAUGAAGGGCGACUACUUCCGCUACCUGGCCGAGGUGGCCACCAGCGAGAAGAAGGCCGCCGUGGAGGCCUCCGAGGGCGCCUACAAAGACGCCCACGAGAUCAGCAAGAGCAUGCCGGCCACCCACCCCAUCCGCCUGGGCCUGGCCCUCAACUUCUCCGUCUUCUACUAUGAGAUCCAGAACGCGCCGGAGCAGGCCUGCAAGCUGGCCAAGGAGGCGUUCGACGACGCCAUCGGUCAGCUGGACAAUCUGAACGAGGACUCCUAUAAGGACUCCACGCUCAUCAUGCAGCUGCUCCGGGACAACCUGACCCUGUGGACCAGCGACCAGCAGGACAGCGAGGGAGGCGAGGCCAACAACUGAGGCUCCGCGGUUGGUCGGUGGCUCUCCGCACGCCGGGUAGCUCUCUAGUUAGAAUAGCGAUUUACCUAUUCCCGCCCCAUAUCCCUCUUGCUAACUUUUUUUUCUUAGUUCUUUGCAAUGUUUCACCUCCAUUAUUAUUUUUUUGUUGUGCCAUUUAAAUUUCUAAAUCAGAAGGGUCGACGUUCUGAUUUAUUAGGAAUGCAGCAAAGGAAUUAUGUGUCUCUUCAAACUCGCAUCAGAACCACCUUGGGACAGACUAGCCCCGCCCCCAUGGAGAAACAGAAGCUAGUCUAUUUUACACAGGGCUCCUAUUUGUAAUCAUGGUUAAUGCAUUAAGAAAGGAAAUAAAAAAUCAGGCGUAGUAUAAUCCAUACUUUAAAGUGGUACGUGUAAUUGUGAAUGUGGGGCGUGUUUACCGAAUAGAGUUAAUAAAAUAUGUAUCUGAUUAUGGGGGGGGGGGGGGGGCUUUUCCCAGAUUUAGUCCACAUCAGAAUUCAGGGAACCUUUUCACAGAAAAGUCUAUUCUGUUUCUAAUGCGGCCUGAACCUGAGGAUUUUGAAUAAUUUCUUGGUUUCGGAGUGAAAAUAAUGCCGUUGCUCGUCGCUCCUUCCAUCAAAAAGUCACAGUGGCCUCUAAUUUAUUUUUACAUUCCGUGUUUCUUGUUUAGUGCUUUAUUUUCUUCUGUUCUAGAACCCCUUACCUUCUAGAAUCCUGUCUGUUCUAGAAUUCCUCACCUUCUAGAAUCCUACGUCUGUUCUAAAGUGGUUUAGCAAAAAAAAAGUCUUAAUGUUGCUCAAAACAAGUUAAGUCGAUAUUCAGGUCGAGCUGGUCAUCAGAUGUUCCGUGCGGAUAUCGUCAGUCCUGAGUUUACGUCUGUAAUGCAAAAGAAAAGGAAUGUUUUGUUGUAUGUUUUAAACUACAAUGUAAACCGUGGUGAUGCAUUUAGGUGCUCUGCUUCUGGAACCACCUGUACCUUCUGUGUGGGAGUUUGUGUCGGGUCUCUGGUCUACUAACUUUCCAUGUUCCUGUGCUGUUUCACUUAAAGGAUUGCAAAGGUGUUGCUUACAAUUGUCACUUUUUUUUUUUUAAAUGAAAUAAACUCCAAACACUGUUAAUUA
Molecule: messenger RNA, 2173 nt
Organism: Gadus morhua (Atlantic cod)
Lineage: Eukaryota; Metazoa; Chordata; Actinopteri; Gadiformes; Gadidae
Gene: ywhah
Product: tyrosine 3-monooxygenase/tryptophan 5-monooxygenase activation protein, eta polypeptide
Exons: 2
Coding region: 318-1055 (245 amino acids)
Source: RefSeq, a predicted model, not a curated record